Molecule: messenger RNA, 807 nt
Organism: Onthophagus taurus
Lineage: Eukaryota; Metazoa; Arthropoda; Insecta; Coleoptera; Scarabaeidae
Source: RefSeq, a predicted model, not a curated record
UGUCGCAUUAGAAUGCAACUUACGUGUUGAAUCAAUCCGAAUUAUUCAGUGAAAAUGUUUAAGUUAUACACAUGGCCCCUUUUUUUUGUUUCAAUUAUUAUAAUCGAAGCAUCAAGUGUAAAUUCUAAUAAGCAGUGUGUUCGCUGUAAUGAUAUAUGUGCUGGCAUGUAUGCAUAUAUUCUCCAGUGCUCUAAUAAUUGGGCCCAUUGUGAACAUGAAAUGCUCGAUAUCUUUUUAAACUCUGGUCAUAACGUAAAGGACGCGAAAAAAGAAUGUUAUGCAUUUUUUGAUCAUAUUGGAUGUAAAGAAGGUACCAUCAUAUGUGAUAGAUUGUUGAUUUUAAUGACAGAACAUAUUGAAGGUGAAAAUAAAUUAUUUUUAAAGGCAAAUCAUCUGCCUCAUCAUACUAUUAUACGCCAACAAGUUGAAGAAAAUAAUGAUGUGAAUUUUGUUGAUAGGUUGAUAUUGUGGUUUAGAAUUUUUACAACAAUUAUCAUAUUAUUUGUUGCGCAACUCAUUGUACAUAUUGUAUUGGCUUAUUUUAUAUUGCAAGUAAAUAUAAUUGCAAUUAUAUUUUCUCCAAAAGAAAAUAAUGAAAAAUCCGAUCAAUUUGAUGAUUUAUCAAAAAAAAAUGUUGAUGUUAUUAAUGGAGAGAAUAAGGUUGAAACUUCUUGAGGGGCUUAAACAUCGCAAAAACAAACAAAAAAGUUGUUGUAAAUCAAACGUAACAAUAUGAUACAAAUAAAUGGUGAAUGUUAAAACAUAAAUGUUCCAUUUAAAGAUAUAUAUGGUUCUUUUAAAGAAUUU